This is a messenger RNA of Aureobasidium vineae, 885 nucleotides long. The record is from the annotation of a GenBank genome assembly. NCBI's taxonomy places the organism in Eukaryota, Fungi, Ascomycota, Dothideomycetes, Dothideales, Saccotheciaceae.
AUGGCAUUCAAGAAGGUCGCAAUCGCAGGUGCCACUGGCAACCUUGGUCCUCACAUUGUCAACGAGCUAGUCAACCAAGGCUUCGAAGUCACCGUCCUCACAGCCUCGGGCAACGCCUCUGGUCUACCUUCAGCAAUCAAGGUUACCAAAAUCGACUUUUCCUCUCAAGACUCUCUGGUCUCUGCUCUGUGCGGCCAAGAAGCCUUUAUCUCGGCAAUCCCCAAGCAUGAAGAUCAACCUGCUCUCAUUGAUGCCGCUAUCGCUGCUGGCGUCCAGAGAUUUAUCCCUUCAGAGUUUGGCAGCAAUAUUGUUGGCAAUGAGGAUGUUCGUGCUCUGCCUGUUUUUGCCGGCAAAGUCAAGACGCAGGAGUACUUGCGUGCCAAGCAGGAUCAAAUCAGCUAUACCCUUUUGACCAACGGAUUGUUCCUGGACUGGGGUAUUGGAUUGGGCUGGCUCAUCAACCUCAAGGGAAAGACUCAGAUCAACGACAACGGCAACAGUGUCCACAGCUUUACUCUUCUCAGUGACGUUGGCAAAGCUGUAGCCGGUAUCCUCAACCACCCAGAAGAAACCAAGAACCGUGGAGUUUAUGUUCAAACCGUUGCCCUCAGCCAGAACCAAGCCUUGAAGAUUGCGCAAAAGGUCAACCCUGACUUCAAGGCCGAGACUGAGAAGGUCGAUCUUGCACAGGUGGAGAAGAAUGCUUAUGCAGAGUUGAGCAAGGAAAAUGGAGACAUCGGUAGUGCUAUGUUGGACUUUGUCAAAAUUUCAAUCUUCAAAGAUGGCUAUGGCAAUUUGUGGAGUGAGAAGAAUGACAACGAGUUGCUUGGUGUCAAGGGCUUGUCAGAGGCUGAGAUUGGAGACUUGAUUGCCAAAUCCUUCUGA